CUCCUCCCUGCGACGGGCGGAGCGCUACACGGGGACUACUUUCGGUCGGCCGGUCCCUUCCAUUUUCUCGGCUUCUCCGAGCGGACUCGGCGGCUUUUCCGGGUUCGCCUUCAACCCUGUUAUUGUGUGUGUGAGAGAGGGGGAGAAACCCGCAGCCACCAGCCCCGAACCCCGCACACACCAUAAACACACACCACAACAUGGCUCUGAAAAGAAUCCACAAGGAAUUGAAUGAUUUGGCCCGUGAUCCGCCAGCACAGUGUUCAGCAGGUCCGGUUGGAGAUGACAUGUUCCAUUGGCAAGCCACAAUAAUGGGGCCGAAUGACAGUCCCUAUCAGGGUGGUGUAUUUUUCUUGACAAUUCACUUUCCCACAGAUUAUCCCUUCAAACCGCCCAAGGUUGCAUUUACAACAAGAAUCUAUCAUCCAAAUAUUAACAGUAAUGGCAGCAUCUGUCUUGAUAUUUUACGGUCACAAUGGUCCCCAGCAUUAACUAUUUCAAAAGUUCUUUUGUCCAUCUGUUCACUGUUAUGUGAUCCAAAUCCAGAUGAUCCCCUAGUGCCUGAGAUUGCACGUAUCUACAAAACAGAUAGAGAAAAGUACAACAGAAUAGCUCGGGAAUGGACUCAGAAGUAUGCAAUGUGAUUACAUUAAAAUGUUGACGAACCUCUUAAAAUACAGCUGGGGGAACUUGCAAAACAAUUUUUUUUGGUUUCCAUUUGACUGCUUUCUUUGAGCCCACGCCUCUCCCCUGUGCACAUGUUCACCUGAUCCAGCAGUGCUGCGUUGUUUUGUGUACAUAUUUGGAACAGCUGAUAGAAAUGCCCCUCAAUUGUUUGAAAUUCUGACUACUUACAAAGCAAGUGUUAAUGUCCAGUUCUUCAAUCAUAACAUUGUUUGUGAGACUAAAAGCAUUCCUAGUCAUUGUAACAAGAUUGUUAAAAAUUCAGGGUUUAAGUGCUUCCGGGGAUGCGAACUUUCCCUUUUAUAAAUGUAUGUUGGAAUUCUUUUAAACUCAUAAUGGUUAUGAAUAAUAGAAGGAAGAACUUUAAUUUGUUUAAUGUUUUGCAGUUUUUAUGCUGAAGGAUGCAAAUCUACAUUCUAGUUAAACGUUGGGAUGGAAAGUUGGAAGUCUACACGUGUCCUAUGAAAUUUCAAUUGUCUCCCUCAACAGUUAAAUGGAUUGGAGUUAUUAGUUAGCCAAUCAUUCAAUUUUCUGUUACCAUUUUGGUUUAUAUUUGGCUUGCAGUGAAUGACUUGCUAAUAACUCUAAUUUUCUUUUUUGUUUUUGUUAACUAAUCUUAGCCUCACCAGGAUGUAAGGAUAAAAAUUCAUGACUGAACUUGUGUAUAUUUAAUGACCCAAAGGCUCUCCUGGAGCUUGUAUGUUCAAAAUGAUUAAUCUGUGUAAUAAACUGAUUACUAAAGUCAUUAAGUAUUUCUCUGACAGGGUACAAGACAAAUUGAACAUUACCACGUUGUGAACCUGCUAGCAAGUCUGAGUGUUUCUUUAAAAAAAUUAGCAUCUGGCAACUGAGACUGUGUCUGCAUUUGUAUUUUAAGAUUCUGUUUGCAUUAUCCAGAUUGCUAGGAACCAUCUACAUGUAGUUUGAUAAUCCAUAAUCAAGAUUUGUACCUCAACAGCUAAAAGUUGGUAUCUAAAACAUAGUUUAUUCUGAGUUAGCCUAUUAAAUUUGACACUGGAUCUAUUCCACCAUAUAAUGUCAUCUUUCUUGGACAAUUGCAUAGCAGAUGGUAUUAGGUAUUACUGCGUGACACUUGCAUCGCAAAACUUCGAAAGGAAGUAGGUGUGUAAUUGCACCAAUUUUGCAGCUACACAUGAAGCUCUUAUGAAAUAAUUUAGUUUGAUGUUAAACUGAUCUGCAUUAGAAAUUGACUUUGCCCAAAUGUACCCUGCAUGUUCACGUAUUAUUUGUUAGAUAUUCUUCAGCUGUCGUGCACUGAACUUGCUGUCCUUCAGAUAAAGCUUCAAUCUGAA
This is a messenger RNA of Amblyraja radiata (thorny skate), 1997 nucleotides long. It is a transcript of the gene ube2d2, whose product is annotated as ubiquitin-conjugating enzyme E2D 2 (UBC4/5 homolog, yeast). The coding region runs from base 201 to 644 and encodes 147 amino acids. The transcript is spliced from 7 exons. The record is from RefSeq and is a predicted model, not a curated record. NCBI's taxonomy places the organism in Eukaryota, Metazoa, Chordata, Chondrichthyes, Rajiformes, Rajidae.